AUGGGCGGCACACGACCCCGAAUUCGCGAUCUCGGAUACAGUCCAGGCCGCUUCAAGCCCGGUCCAAAGAACUCCCUCCUCGAUGUCAAGGGCGUCACGGUCGGCCAAGUAACAAUCCACGAAGAGCCGGACGUCCACACCGGCGUCACGCUGAUCUUCCCGCGCGGCGUCGACGGAACCCGCCAGACACCCUGCUACGCGGCCUCGCACGACCUAAACGGCAUGGGCGAGUUUACGGGGACGCAUGGGAUUGCGGAGUGGGGGUUUACCAAUAGCCCAAUCGCGUUCACAAACACAGUGAGCAUCGGCAAAGUCUACGACGCGCUCUUUGCCUUCCAGUUCAGCCAGGCUGAUUCUCUCGGCGAAAAUGACGUCGAGGCCGGGCGGCGCAUGACGAUCCCCGUCGUCGGCGAGACAUUCGAUGGACUCCUUAACGAUAUCCGCCGCUCGGUGAUUGAUAAAGAGGUUGUUUACCAAGCCAUUCAGGCUGCGAAGUCCCAAAGCGAGAUUUUAGAGGGGAAUUGUGGUGGGGGCACGGCGAUGCGGUGUCAUGGGUGGAAGGGGGGGACGGGGACGGCUUCGAGGGUAAUUCCGGGUAUAGACGGGAAGGAGUAUAUGCUUGGGGUUAUUGUGCAGGCGAAUCAUGGCGCGAAGCUGGAUUUGAGGAUUGGGAAUGUUCCUGUCGGUGAGCUUUUGGAGAGGGAGAGGAGAGAGAAGGGGGUGAAGGAGGUGCGCUUGCCUGCUGCGGGGAGGGCGGCGGAGGGGAGUAUUCUCGUCGUCAUCAUUACCGACGCCCCUCUCCUCCCACACCAACUCCGCCGCAUCGCUCAACACGCCGGCAUGGGAAUCACCCAGGUUGGCGGCCACUCCGCCGGCCGCAACGCCUCAGGCGAGAUCUUCCUCGCGCUCUCGACCGGCAGUGUGCCCAACGAACUAGCAACGGGCUCCAGCGGCUUCGAGUACCUGCCGCCUCUUGAAACGCAUAGAGUCGAGACAUUGAAGAACGAAGUCAUCGACUCGCUGUUCUACGCGACGUCGGAGGCGGUCGAGGAGGCGAUUCUGAAUUGUUUGUGCAAGGCCGAGAGCCUGAGGGGGUUUAAGGGACGAUAUACGGAGGCGUUGCCGGUUGAACGGGUGCGGGAGUUGUUGGGGAGGUACAUGGUUAGGCCCGAGGUGGAGUAG
Messenger RNA from Aspergillus mulundensis, 1182 nucleotides. RefSeq names its product P1 family peptidase. The transcript is spliced from 6 exons. The record is from RefSeq and is a predicted model, not a curated record. Lineage: Eukaryota; Fungi; Ascomycota; Eurotiomycetes; Eurotiales; Aspergillaceae. The coding region runs from base 1 to 1182 and encodes 393 amino acids. Gene Ontology annotation, molecular function: aminopeptidase activity.